CCUUAAGUAUAACAUGCUCAAUUUUUCUUAAAAUAAUAAUUGCGAUUUGUAGUUUUUAUUUUGGGAGACACUAGUUUAUGUUAUUUUACAAUAUUAGGCAAUAUUCAAAUUUGUAUUUUUACCCAAAGCUCUAUUAACUUUUAAAACUUCAAUGGUAACAAAUAGUAUAUAUUUAAUUAACUUUUUAUUAGAAAAAUAAUUUGCUGAAAAUAUUUAUCGAACUAUAACUAAUUUUGCAUAGAUGGACAGAUCUAAUUUAUGUGGUUGUAAAGGAGUUAGAACUUGUUUCGUGUGUGAAAUUCAAUUCAAUUUAAGUCCUACAGUUGACGCGAAUAUCCUAAAAGUAAACAAUAACAAACACGUUAUGCAUUUUUGCCUUUAAAAAAUGAUUUACACUGUGGUUUAAUUUUUUCAGAAAUUAUCUUGCGCCUCUUUUUGUGCCGAAUGCAAUUCGUUGUGGCAAGGUUGGAAUGCCAAUGAGUAUAAAAACCAUCCUGAUCAUGUCGGCAAGUGUUAUGAUUUAAAUGGAGUGUACAUUCAACACGAUUUCAUCGACAAAGAAGAGGAGCUAAAGUUAAUCGAGAGUUUAGAUGCUAUGCCUUGGGACGUUUCUCAAAGCGGUCGUAGAAAACAAAACUUUGGACCGAAAUGCAAUUUUAAAAAAAGACGUUUGUCGAUGGGAAAUUUCAAUGGUUUUCCAUUGCCAACUAAGUUUGUACAAGAUCGCUUCGAACGGAUUCCCCUUAUGAAAGAUUUUCAUACGAUUGAACAAUGUUCGUUAGAAUACAAAUCUGAAACCGGCUCUUCGAUAGAUCCUCAUGUCGAUGAUUGUUGGAUUUGGGGCGAAAGAAUUGUAUCUUUAAACCUUUUAACGGAUUCGGUUUUAACGUUAACUCCUCAUCGUGCCAAAUACCAAAAUCAGUAUAACAUCGACUAUAUACCAAAUGAUAAGGAUUUGUUUUUACCAUUGAACAAAACAGAUUACCCCGUAGACGUUAUAAGAAUACCUAUGCCAAGAAGAUCACUUUUAGUGUUGUAUGGAAAUCCUCGAUACCUGUGGGAACACUGUAUACUCAGAGAAGAUAUUCAAGAAAGAAGAGUUUGUCUGGCGUAUAGAGAAUUUACACCGUCGUAUUUAAAGAAUGGUGAACACUUCCAAGAAAGUUGUGAUAUUUUAGAAAAAGCAAAAACAUUUUGGUGAAUAAAAUAAUAUGUGUAGUAUUGUGCUAUUUUAUUACAAUACUUACGAUUAUAAUUAUAUAAAUGUAUUAAUUUAAUAUUUUUCCUAACGCAUGUGAUUGUUAUAGAUUAUAAUAAUUUAUAUGAGUAGAACA
This is a messenger RNA of Adelges cooleyi (spruce gall adelgid), 1334 nucleotides long. RefSeq names its product alpha-ketoglutarate-dependent dioxygenase alkB homolog 4. The record is from RefSeq and is a predicted model, not a curated record. The transcript is spliced from 3 exons. Gene Ontology annotation, molecular function: demethylase activity; oxidoreductase activity. Gene Ontology annotation, biological process: oxidative demethylation. NCBI's taxonomy places the organism in Eukaryota, Metazoa, Arthropoda, Insecta, Hemiptera, Adelgidae.